AUGGACAAAAACAGCAAAUUGCUUAGAAAAAUGAUGGAAAUUCAAUAGAGGAAUAAUACAUUGAAGUAACUUCCAACACAUGGGUCAUUAGAAGCAUUAAGAAGAAGAGAACAAGUCAAGAUAAGUUCGGAGAAUUAAACCAUCCUAAAGCGGUUAUAAUCAGCAAGUUCUGCAUACUCCAAGAAAACAUGGGUCAAUGACAUUGAAAGAGUAAAAAAAUAUAGAGAAAAUUUACAAAGAAGAACAAGAACAAACGAUGAUUUUAAUUUAUUGGCAGCUCAAGAACAUGUAAAACGAAAUCUUACCAGUCAAUCUUCCUCUAGAAGUAAGGCUUUCUAAUUUAUUAGAACUUAAAACAAGUUAAGGGCCAAGAACUUAAACAUAUGA
Paramecium tetraurelia is the source of this 387-nucleotide messenger RNA. RefSeq lists its product as uncharacterized. The transcript is spliced from 2 exons. NCBI's taxonomy places the organism in Eukaryota, Ciliophora, Oligohymenophorea, Peniculida, Parameciidae. The record is from RefSeq and is a predicted model, not a curated record.